Ipomoea triloba (trilobed morning glory) is the source of this 1948-nucleotide messenger RNA. RefSeq names its product protein trichome birefringence-like 11. The record is from RefSeq and is a predicted model, not a curated record. Gene Ontology annotation, cellular component: Golgi apparatus. The transcript is spliced from 4 exons. Gene Ontology annotation, molecular function: O-acetyltransferase activity. NCBI's taxonomy places the organism in Eukaryota, Viridiplantae, Streptophyta, Magnoliopsida, Solanales, Convolvulaceae. Bases 295 to 1650 code for a protein of 451 amino acids.
UUGCUUGCUCAACACCCAUCUCUUUCCUAACAAGUUUUAAUCUUUGUGCAAAAAAAAAAAAAGUUUUAAUCUGGAAAAAGAAAGUUUUUUUUUUCCUCCAUUACUCAUCCACCAAGUAAAGAAGCCAAAGUAGUGGGAAAAACCCAUGAUUUAAACCAAACUGGGUAUCAUUGUUUCAUCUAUCUUGCUUAUACUCCAAGGCUCUUCUGUCCUCUCCAUGUAUACACAGAGAGAUAGAUAUAUAUACUGCACAUGGUUCAAUAAAGGAGAUUCAGAAAUCCUUUAUUCUUGAAGAUGUCAGAGAGCCCAGAUUGUGAAACCGUGGCGUUUUUGGAUAUGUUUAAGAAAGUUAAGCGCUUGAGGCUGUUUGAGCCGUCUGUGGGGGUUCUUGGGUUUGUAUUGGUUACGGUUUCUGUGAUGUUCUGCUUCUUUCUAUUGGGCUACAGAAGUGUGGGUAAAGGGUUGAGGUUUUCUGCAGAGUCACAGAGGGUUUUAUGGCUGAGGUUUGGUGGGUCAGCAUCAAGGGAAAAGGUUGGGUUUUUGAGUGAAAAUGGAAGGCAGUGUGAUGUGUUUGAUGGUGAUUGGGUGUGGGAUGAGAGGUACCCUCUGUACCAUUCUAGAGAUUGCAGUUUCCUGGAUGAAGGCUUUAGGUGUGCUGAAAAUGGAAGGCCUGAUUUUUUCUACACCAAGUGGAGGUGGCAGCCCAAAGAUUGCAAUUUGCCCAGAUUCAAUGCUAAGGUUAUGCUGGAAAAACUGCGAAAUAAGCGUCUAGUUUUUGCUGGGGAUUCAAUUGGAAGGAACCAAUGGGAAUCCCUGCUCUGCAUGCUCUCUUCUGCUGUUGCCAACAAGUCGUCGAUCUAUGAAGUUAAUGGCAACCCCAUCACGAAACACAAAGGAUUUUUGGUGUUCAAGUUUGUCGAUUACAAUUGCACCCUGGAGUAUUACAGGGCGCCAUUUCUUGUACUGCAGAGCCGGCCUCCUGCUGGAUCUCCCGCGAAAAUAAGAACCACCGUGAAGCUAGAUCAGAUGGACUGGAGCUCGUCAAAAUGGAGGGAUGCAGAUGUGCUCAUUCUCAACACUGGGCAUUGGUGGAACUACGAGAAGACAAUAAGAGGGGGCUGCUAUUUCCAGGAAGGAUCAGCAGUAAAACCGGAUAUGGAAAUUGAUCUUGCAUACCAGAAAUCGCUGCAGACAGUGGUAAACUGGAUAAACCGUGAAGUGAAUCCAUUCAAAACGAUGGUCUUCUUUCGUACAUAUGCUCCUGUGCAUUUCAGGGGCGGGGAUUGGAGAAAUGGCGGGAACUGUCAUACAGAAACGCUUCCAGAGCUGGGCUCUUCGUUGGUGCCAUCCCAUACGUGGGCGAAAUACAACAUAUUUUUCGAUGUAUUAUCAUCAUCAUCUCAGUCACACAAAUCUGCUCCAGCAUUACAUGUUCUGAACAUAACGCAUAUGACCUCGAGGAGGAAAGAUGGCCAUCAAUCGUUAUACUAUUUAGGUCCUGCAGUCGGGCCUGCAGCGCUGCACAGGCAAGAUUGCAGCCACUGGUGUCUGCCCGGAGUUCCUGAUUCGUGGAACGAGCUGCUCUACGCCCUCUUUCUGAAGCGAGAGGCGACUAGGAGGUUGAAUUUAACGUCGUCUCAGGUACAAUGAGGAUUGAUCACAGCUAGCAAAUGUACAUUAUUUAUACAGACUUAUAGGAAAUUAGGAAUGAUAGGAUACAGUGAGAAGAGAAAGAUGAAGUUGUUCAGACUCGAGAGUUUAGCCUCAGCAAAAUACAGCAUUUCUGGAUGUCUCAUUUAAGAGGAUUGUGAGAAUAGGUGUAUAUUUUUUUGCAUUUUUGUUGUUCUGUUUCUCAGAAUCACCCCAUUUUUUGGGUAAGAAAUGUAUAAAUUCUACAUCCUUUGAAUUAAGAAUGAUAGCAAUGUCAAGGCCUUUUUGAUCGAGUCCA